This is a messenger RNA of Acipenser ruthenus (sterlet), 2067 nucleotides long. Its product is annotated as ras-related protein Rab-2A. The record is from RefSeq and is a predicted model, not a curated record. Gene Ontology annotation, cellular component: Golgi apparatus. The transcript has 8 exons. NCBI's taxonomy places the organism in Eukaryota, Metazoa, Chordata, Actinopteri, Acipenseriformes, Acipenseridae. Bases 197 to 835 code for a protein of 212 amino acids. Gene Ontology annotation, molecular function: GTP binding; GTPase activity.
GUUGUGCGUGCGUGGCGGAGGUGGAGCGUGUGACGUACAGCCGGAGAGCAGAGGUGUUUAUUGUUCCUUCGUCGUGGGGAGAAAGAGACCAGCAAACCGGAGAGCUACGAAGAAUACAGACAUUUUAAAAGCUUAAUAAGACAUAAAUAGAGAUACUACAGAGUCUAACACAGUUAGCUACAGCAUAUCUCCAGCCAUGGCGUAUGCGUAUCUCUUCAAAUACAUCAUUAUUGGUGAUACGGGAGUGGGGAAGUCAUGCUUAUUAUUACAGUUCACAGAUAAGAGGUUUCAACCAGUCCAUGACCUUACUAUCGGUGUUGAAUUUGGUGCACGGAUGAUCACUAUUGAUGGAAAACAGAUCAAACUUCAAAUUUGGGAUACUGCUGGUCAGGAGUCUUUCCGUUCCAUCACUAGGUCCUACUACAGAGGUGCAGCUGGAGCUCUCUUAGUUUAUGAUAUCACAAGAAGGGACACUUUCAACCAUUUGACAACCUGGUUAGAAGAUGCACGCCAACAUUCCAAUUCCAACAUGGUAAUCAUGCUUAUUGGAAAUAAGAGUGACUUAGAGUCUCGGCGAGAGGUGAAGAAGGAAGAAGGGGAGGCAUUUGCCAGAGAACAUGGACUUAUCUUUAUGGAAACUUCUGCUAAAACAGCUUCAAAUGUAGAAGAGGCAUUUAUUAACACAGCCAAGGAGAUUUAUGAGAAGAUUCAAGAAGGUGUCUUUGAUAUUAAUAACGAGGCAAAUGGAAUUAAGAUCGGACCCCAGCAUGCUGCCACCAAUGCAACACUUGCAGGCAACCAGGGAGGACAACAGGCAGGUGGAGGCUGUUGCUGAGGCCCCAUAACUGUAUCUGAUUGGUUGGGCCUACUAACCUUUUCUUAACCUCCCCACUCCAGCCCAACCUGCAAAAUCGACUCAUUUACUAGAUGGCUGUUUGUCAAGAGAAAAGCCCAAGUCUUUCACAAUCCCUGUAAAACUUUGAAGUCCAUCUGGGCUCCAGCAGAAAUGGCUAGCUUUCACUUAAAAACAACAAGAUUUUGAGAAUUGUAUUCAUAUCUAUUUACAUUUAAUUUCUAGGUAAAUUGUAUAUUUUUUUUUUUUAUUUGAUGUUUGUUUAUUGUGCCCUUUUGACUUCAAACUGAAUUGUAUUAAAAACACUACAAAGUCAUCUUAGUAUUUUAAUCAGUUUGUGUGGGUAAAUCCCCAGCUAUUAUGGUUACCUGAAGCUUAAUAUAGAAGUGUGUUAAGAGUUGUCAGCCAUUUGAUGAAGACAAAAAAGAAAGGAGGACUGUUUUAAUUCUGUAUUUGUCAUUCGCUUUCUGUAUAUAUAGUUAUAAUUACACGCUUUGGUGUAUACCUACCAAGCUAGAAUUAUUUACUGAAUUUGCUUACAUUCUGUACUGUACAAUUAGAGCUUGAAACUGCAACAGUAUUGCUAUAGUCCAAACCUGCUUUGACACCAUUUUAAUCCUGUUUGACCUGUUUUUUUUUUGUCCCUCCUAUUUACCUUUUACUUAAUUCCCCAGUAAACCCCUAAACUCCUCAUUGUAUAGCGAUAUUGGCUCAUUAUUGUUUAUUCUAUUUUAAUGCCAAAAGUUGUGUUUUCCGAACUAUUUAACCACCUCCUCUUCAGAAAUGAAUCACCUCCUAUCCAGAAAUGGACCAGCUGUUUGCCUUAAAAAAAAAACAAAAAAAAAACUUAAAUCUAAAGUGGUACAGCAAAAGAGAAAAUGAAUGAGGGAUUAAUAAUAAUGUGGAUACUUUAUUAUUAUUAUUAUUAUUAUUAUUAUUAUUAUUAUUAUUAUUAUUAUUAUUAGAUAAAAUGCGCAUGGUUUGCACUAGUUUUAUUUGUCAGUUCAUUUCAGUACACAUCAACUCUAACUUGUCUGAGUAGUUGUGUAAAGGUGUUUGUAGGUAUGUGGUAAACAUCUCGUUUAUUGUGAAAGGGGUGUGAUAAAAGCUGAAACUGGAGUACCUUUGUGACCCUCAACUUUAUUUGCUGUGUUGGUUCUUCUUAAAAUGAAAUGUUACAACAAUUAAAAAUAAAUUCCCUGUGGUUAAACAGA